Molecule: messenger RNA, 2364 nt
Organism: Branchiostoma belcheri (Belcher's lancelet)
Lineage: Eukaryota; Metazoa; Chordata; Leptocardii; Amphioxiformes; Branchiostomatidae
Exons: 3
Coding region: 4-1191 (395 amino acids)
Source: RefSeq, a predicted model, not a curated record
CCCAUGUCAGGCAUGGUGCUUGCGCACACUUCCCCACCACACCCUAGCGGUUCUAAGCAGAACUGCCUCCGUCCGGACAUGCCGUACCAGACCGGCUAUACGGGGUGGAGCGGACUGGACGUGGGGCUCUUCAUCGCCGCGGGCGUCCUUGUCACUGCCGGGCUGUAUGAGUGCAACAAGGCUCUGCAGACCACGCACACGCCGCCUAUAGUGCCCCCUGCCCAAGGUGUUCACUACGUGCCGUCAGACAUCAGUCAGUACACGGGUCUGAACCUCGCACCGCAGGCACCACAGGCCCCGGCCGGGGUACUGCUCAGGCGCGUCAGCGUUCCUGUCGGAAAUAACGCCACGACCGAUUGGAAAGUAGCCGAGAGCGAGAUUAGAAUUGACCAGAAAGACCAGCGAGUCUGCACCAAGUUUUAUAAGUCUACUGAAAGUACCGACAAAACUACGUCUGCCGAGAAGACCUGCAAGUGUUCACGGGAUGCCUCUGACGAGACACGGAUGACUGGCGGGGGACAAGUCUCCGAGAGCGACGUUGAGAAAGUCCAAGACUUCUGUGGGAACGACGUCACCUCUGACGUCACUAACAGCCGUGCCGACGAGGAGGAGAGGGAAGAUGACGUCGGGAGCAGGACGGACGAGACGCGUCCCCGACGCGCUGACUUCACACAGGCAGAAGUCCUCGCAGUUACCGCAUGUCCGGUCCGGCACGAGCUCAGCGCUGCUACACGAGAGGCGAUCGGCUCCACCCAUCACGAUACAGACAAGACGGACUCUGAGAUCAGCAUGGAAGAGUUCCUGUCCGAGGACGUUUUCUUUAACAGUGAGCAGGAGAGCGCCAGCCUGUCCCAGCCCGUCCCCGUGAGUCCACGGCUUCAGAGGAAGCUGAGAUGCGCCGUGCUCUACGCCGAAUGGCGGGAAGACAGCCAGUACUGUUCCCCAGAUGACGUCACGACCAACCAGAAGGUGCGUUUCUCCUGGUUCGGACAGGAGGACGACCACGACCUUGAUGACGUCAGCGAGGUCAAGAUCUACUGCGCGGUUCUUGAAGGCGUGUGGAGAGAAGACGGUGGUCUUGUGGAGAACCACGUGACCAGAACGGCUGGUGGUGAUGACGUCAUGGAGCCGUACUACCCUGGACACGGGCACAGGAACAGCAUCCAGUCUGGGAACGAGAACUGGAUCUGAAGAACGUCCAAAAGCCUCCGACGUGUCAAACACAAUAAGCAACUCCAUCCGACUAGUUCUUUGUAUCAUGUCUUAUCUAACGCGUAAAGAUUAGGCAGAAAGUUAAAAAGUAAAUGCUUCUUACCUGUAACACAGGUCAUAAAAAUUACAACUCAGUUGGGCAACCACUUUUGCACCUUGAUAGUGGAUCAUAUAUUUGAGGGUUAAUGCAGACAAUGAAUAAAGUCAUAUGACAUGAUAUGAAUGAUGAAGGAAUAUAAAUAUUCAAUAUCAUGUAACGUUGCAUUUCUGGUUAUUAUCUUAUUAGUACAAGUGCUUAUAGGAAGAGAAGAAAAGUUUUUUAAAAGACAAUUUAUCGUAUAUACCCUUGAAGAAUCAGCUGCAGUUGAUCAGCCUGAACAAACCUUUAUUCAAUCGACAUUCAAUUAACAAAAAGCUUGAAAUAUUAAGCUGGAUAUAACAUUUAAUAAAAAAAAUGAGAUGUUGAAAAAUGAAAUCCGCUGACAAAACGUUCGACUAAUUUCUGGUCCUAACGGAACGUAAUGUAGUUACAAUUCUUUCUUCAUUAAUAACAUCAAACACAUUCUCAUGGUUUGAAAUAGGAAGUUAUGCUGUAGGCUCAAAGAAAUGCACGGUAUGAAUUAAAGAUCUGUUCAUAUAUGAAGGAGCUACCACACUAAUGAGUAUCGCAAACUGAGUAAUAAAGGAUAUAAAAAUUACAUAAAAUUAUAUGUGAUAUUCAAACUGUCAGUGUAAUAAAGGUCCAUAAAGGCUCUCUUUGUUCAAUUUGUUCUUUAAACAGGCUCUGCCAUCUCAUUGUACAGGGCAUGGGGUUUCUAUUAGCGCAUGCGUGUAGAGUGCCGGGUGGAAUAUAGUACCGGAUAUAGACCAUUAAAACAUUAAACUUUUUCAUUGAAAAUUUGGUGCCUUUUUGUCAGUUUUGUGCUGAAUUGGAUAGGUAAGGCUUCAUACUCACUGAAUUUGACACAAAAAUGUCAAAUUAUGGUAUGGUAUAAGUUUGAGCAACAAUAGGCUGAGCUAGAGAAGUAGUUUUUUUUCUGCUAGGACGUGUGACGGUAAUAAUUAUGCUAUUGCUGUGCAAAUAUUACCUUUCUAGUUAUGUUAACCGAAGGAAAACAUAUUGUUUUUACUCAGUUUCUUCCUCCUCUUCUG